GUUGCCCGUGAAUUGAACAUACCAGAAUACAAAUUAAACGUUAAUGGAGGCUCUCUUGCUCUGGGGCACCCUUUAGGGUGCUCUGGUGCUCGAAUUUUGGUCACCCUAUUUCAUGCUUUGAUUGAACUCCGAUGGCCAUCACCAUCUUCAAAAGCCAAUACCUCUUCAACUCAAAAUAAUGAAACUGUCAUGAUUUCUUCUGAAGAUGAACCGAGACGAUCUCUAAAAGGAAUAGCUGCACUCUGUGUUGGUGGUGGGAUGGGAAUUGCACUGGCAAUCGAGACUUGCUAG
Molecule: messenger RNA, 291 nt
Organism: Protopolystoma xenopodis
Lineage: Eukaryota; Metazoa; Platyhelminthes; Monogenea; Polystomatidea; Polystomatidae
Source: the annotation of a GenBank genome assembly